Molecule: messenger RNA, 759 nt
Organism: [Torrubiella] hemipterigena
Lineage: Eukaryota; Fungi; Ascomycota; Sordariomycetes; Hypocreales; Clavicipitaceae
Source: the annotation of a GenBank genome assembly
AUGUGUCCUCCAAACUCGUAUUGUGUCAUUGUAGAGCAAUACCCAGAUGGAAAGUGCCCGACCAACGGCCAAUGCAUCCCCAAGGGCGGUAAUAGCGGCAAUAGCGGCCCCCCACCGAAGCAAGGCCAUUGCCCUCCAGGAACGCAGUGCCUGGCUGCCAACAAGCCCAAGCCGUGUGAUCCCAACACCGACGGCGAGGGCGAAGCAGGAUCUGGGAAUUCGACAUAUUCGGGUGCGACUUGGGUCGGAAUUGACGACCAUGGUACCGGUUGCGGUGCGCUGUUGCAAGCAGGCACUGCGGGUUCUGUGACACGAGGCGAGGCGCCAACAUACUAUGCUUGGUAUGAGUUCUACCCUGACCCCAUGUUCAAGAGCAAGCUUCCUGUCGCUGCUGGUGACCGUGUGUAUGUCAACGUGAUUGCCACCAGCAAGACCGCGGGCCGCAUCUACAUUGAGAAUCAGAGCAAGGGCACGAACAUGACUCACAGUGUAUCGGCCCCUUCUGGCCUAAAGCUCUGCCAAGGAACGGUCGAAUGGAUCCACGAGGAGCCGAGCAAUGGCGGAACCGACAAGGAAGAGCCCUUUGCGAGGUUUAACCAAUUUACCAUGACAGGCUCUUACGCAAAGAACAACAUGAACAAGACAUUCAACGCUACCAACUCCGAGAGCAGCACCAUUAUCGUUGGUAACGGAAGGACUCUUUGCAGUAGCUUUUCGGACAACGAAAAGGUUACCUUCCAGUACAAAGGUCCAGCUUAA